Glycine soja is the source of this 1519-nucleotide messenger RNA. RefSeq names its product ubiquitin carboxyl-terminal hydrolase 2-like. The coding region runs from base 293 to 1297 and encodes 334 amino acids. Gene Ontology annotation, cellular component: cytoplasm. The transcript is spliced from 6 exons. Gene Ontology annotation, biological process: protein deubiquitination; ubiquitin-dependent protein catabolic process. Gene Ontology annotation, molecular function: cysteine-type deubiquitinase activity. NCBI's taxonomy places the organism in Eukaryota, Viridiplantae, Streptophyta, Magnoliopsida, Fabales, Fabaceae. The record is from RefSeq and is a predicted model, not a curated record.
UCCAUUUUCACUACUCUAACGGUAUUGGUGUUGUAUAACUAUAAACCCUUGGCAGUUUGGAAUGUGGAAGAACUUUGAAUUACAGACUUACAGUGCAAAAACAAAACCUUAACCCAACCGGACCGGGUAUCAAAGGCAGAGAAGAGAGUAACAAGAUUGGGAACAAGAUUUGUUUAUCUCUGUGGGGACAAGCAAGACAAAAAUCAAGUUUGUUUUUGGGAAAAUCGUACCCCUGAACCUGAGUUGUUGUUUUUUUUUCUUGUUCGUAGGUUGCUUCGAACAGUUUAGAAUCAUGUCUUGGUGCACCAUUGAGUCCGAUCCCGGUGUGUUUACAGAACUCAUUCAGCAAAUGCAAGUGAAAGGAGUACAGGUUGAGGAACUGUAUUCAUUGGACCUUGACUCUCUCAACAGCCUUAGGCCUGUUUAUGGGUUGAUUUUUCUUUUCAAAUGGCGUCCAGGAGAAAAGGAUGAUCGUGUCGUUAUCAAAGAUCCCAACCCUAACUUGUUUUUUGCUAGUCAGGUAAUUAAUAAUGCUUGUGCUACCCAAGCGAUCUUGUCCAUUCUUAUGAAUUCACCAGAUAUUGAUAUUGGUCCAGAGCUGACGAAAUUGAAAGAAUUUACCAAGAAUUUCCCUCCUGAGCUCAAAGGUUUAGCCAUCAAUAACAGUGAGGCCAUACGUACAGCCCAUAAUAGCUUUGCCAGGCCAGAACCUUUUGUUCCUGAAGAGCAAAAGGUUGCUAGCAAAGAUGAUGAUGUUUACCAUUUCAUAAGCUAUCUACCUGUUGAUGGGGUACUAUAUGAGCUUGAUGGAUUAAAGGAGGGUCCCAUCAGCCUUGGUCAGUGCUCUGGUGGGCAAGGUGAUAUGGAAUGGCUGAAGAUGGUGCAGCCCGUGAUCCAGGAACGCAUUGAAAGGUAUUCCCAAAGUGAAAUAAGAUUUAAUCUCCUGGCAGUCAUCAAGAACAGGAAAGAGAUGUAUACUGCUGAGCUGAAGGAACUUCAGAAGAGGAGGGAGCGCAUUUUGCAGCAGCUAGCAGCAUCAAAGUCAGACAGACUUGUGGACAAUAGCAGUUUUGAGGCACUGAACAAUUCUCUCUCUGAAGUGAAUGCUGGGAUUGAAGCAGCUACUGAGAAGAUCUUGAUGGAGGAAGAAAAAUUCAAAAAAUGGAGAACAGAAAAUAUUCGGAGGAAACACAACUACAUACCCUUUUUGUUUAACUUUCUAAAGAUUCUCGCUGAGAAGAAGCAGCUGAAGCCCCUCAUUGAGAAGGCCAAGCAGAAAACAAGCAGCCCUCGGUGAAGAAUGUUUUAUACAACCUUUUAUGUGAAUUUUUCCCCGGAGAUAUGAGUAUGCCCAUAUGUAUCACGUUGCACUUAAUUAUUUUUUUUAGCAUUUUCUUAAGUGCUGAUGCACAAGCUUCUUCUGUUCCAAGGAUCUAACUCUACUUUCUUUGGUAAAGAUUCUUCAUUAGUUCUCUUUACUAAUGGUUCUGGAUUCAAUAAUAUACUGUUAGGGGAUGAA